GCCCCGCACGAGCUUAAUCCGGCAUCGCUUGUGGCUCACUUUGUCGACUCGCUUGCCAGCUGCCUUGUCACUUUAUUUUUCCCCUCCCAACAGAAACGCCACACUCGACCCUGCGCCCCCUAACGGCCACUCCGGUCCCUUCCUCCUGCACGCCCGUCCGCCCGUCAUGCCUCCUCCACCUCUGCGCUUCGCCGCCAACGUAGGCUGGCUCUUCACGGAGGGGGAGGCCGACAUCUCGGCUCGGUGCGAGGCGGCCAAGGCGGCUGGCUUCGAUGCCGUGGAAAUUCCCGACCCUUACGGCUACUGGGGGCGAGCAGGCGGCCCAGAGGAGACACCUCGACCGCCGCCGCCGCCUGCCCUGCCCGUAGCGCUCAUCAACAGCCCGCGAGGGGACGUGGCGGCUGGCGAGAUGGGUCUGGGAGCCCUCCCGGGCCGUCAGGCAGACUUCUUGGAGUCCCUUCAGACCGCGAUCGCUCACGCCAAAGCUCUGAAGUGUGACAGGGUCCACCUGUUGUCGGGCCGGCUGCCGCCCGGAGUGGCUCGCGAGGCCCAGGGCCCUGCCAUGGAGGCGACGCUCGUGCGCAACCUUCUCACGGCCUCUGACCUGCUCGCAGUGGAAGGGAUGACUGGACUCAUUGAGCCAAUCAACAGCAAGCUCACCGACCCUCGCUACUUCCUGGACACGCCUCGUCAGGCCGCACGCAUCCUGGAAAAAGUCGAUAAACCCAACAUCAAGCUUCAGCUGGACAUCUUCCACUGCCAAGUCAUGGACGGAAAUCUCACGGGCAACAUCCGUGCACUCUUCCCACUCAUCGGGAAUGUCUGCGUAGGCAAUGAAGUUCGAAGAAUCCCUGCACAUCGGUUUGUAGACUAAUGAAAGCACGAAUGUAGUUGCAUGAUGUACAUGCACAAUCCACUGCUGGAUGAGGAGGGUCUCAAAUGCAUGUGCGGGUCGACCAUACUUGACCAUGCUGGGCUGUGCAGGUUGGUGGAGGGAGGGAGCAUAUAUGUGGCAGCAUGGAAAAUACAGAAAAGCAACGGAUUUUUUUUGCACUGCCUUUUGUUAACAAAGAGGCUUCACAGCAGUCUACAGCACCUGUUGCAUGCAUGUUGGUCACCCAUACAAGCACAAUCCAGGCUCAACUCUGCUUAGAUUCCGAGAUCUGAUGAGAUUUGGUGCGUUACGGGUGACUUGCUCUUCGGCAUUUGCCUGAUAUAUAUCUUUUACUCCACUUAUUUUCUAAGAACAUUUUGCUUUCAAACAUUUUUUCCCUCUGGAUUUGUGUCCUUGACUUUCAAUGUCAUUGCAAUUAGCCAUUGUCUAUCGACUGCUAGAUAGAGGCUCGCCACGAUGUCUCUCCUUGAGCUUUACAGGCAUGAAUGUGUUUUAAGUUCCCCAUUCAUUCAUCACCCAGGUCAUAUUCAGGUGGCUCAGGUUCCUAACCGAGAUGAGCCAAGCAGCCAAGGGGAGAUCAACUACUCCUACAUCUUCAACCUCCUCCAGGGACUCGGCUACCAGGGAUACGUGGGCUGUGAGUACACGCCACGAG
Molecule: messenger RNA, 1550 nt
Organism: Petromyzon marinus (sea lamprey)
Lineage: Eukaryota; Metazoa; Chordata; Hyperoartia; Petromyzontiformes; Petromyzontidae
Gene: HYI
Product: hydroxypyruvate isomerase (putative)
Biological process (GO): glyoxylate metabolic process
Molecular function (GO): hydroxypyruvate isomerase activity
Source: RefSeq, a predicted model, not a curated record